Mytilus trossulus (common blue mussel) is the source of this 2698-nucleotide messenger RNA. RefSeq names its product potassium voltage-gated channel protein Shaw-like. Gene Ontology annotation, biological process: protein homooligomerization; potassium ion transmembrane transport. The record is from RefSeq and is a predicted model, not a curated record. Gene Ontology annotation, molecular function: protein binding; voltage-gated potassium channel activity. The transcript has 2 exons. Gene Ontology annotation, cellular component: voltage-gated potassium channel complex; membrane. NCBI's taxonomy places the organism in Eukaryota, Metazoa, Mollusca, Bivalvia, Mytilida, Mytilidae. The coding region runs from base 237 to 1604 and encodes 455 amino acids.
UUCUCAUGUUUCAUUAGUCUGUGCAGCUCUCACCGCUUUCUUUUAAAUAGAUACAUUAACUACAGGUGUCACUGUUUGGUGUCAGGACAUUGCUUUUGCUUAGAUUAAUCAAUAAAUAUUUCAUUUGCUUGAGCUGUUAGCGAUAGUGCUAUUAGCUUGCUCUGUGUUCUAAUUAGAUAAAAUGUCAACGUUGUGUAAGAAGGAUCGAUACCGGUGUGUGUUGGUAUUUACUAAGAAUGGAGGAAGAUGAGAUAACAUUGAAUGUUGGAGGGACAUUAUUUGUUACAUUUCGGGAAACUUUAAGUAAAUAUCCUACUACUAAACUUGGUUCUCUGAGUGACAGCUCUCCAUAUUACCGGAAACGUAAAAAUUAUUAUUUCUUUGAUCGUAAUCCAGAUUUAUUUAAUACAAUCUUAGAUUUUUAUCGAAAUGACAUUCUUCAUUUUCCAAGUCAUGUUUGUAGUGGAUUAUGGCAUCAAGAGUUACGUUACUGGGGACUCUCAGUCAGUGCAAUCUCAGAAUGUUGUUACUCUACAUAUGUUAAAUAUAGCAAUGAUGACAUAGUUAUACAAAAUCUUCGUCGAACUUUAGAUGAGGGAAGUGAAUUCACUCAGGGACAUAUAUCACUGAAUACUAGCGAUAGCAAAAGUGAUUUGGACGUUAGUAAUCCUUCCGAUCAGUCGCUUAACCUGCGAAGUAAAUUCUGGAGAUGUCUAUCCAAUCCACGGUCUUCCACAAUAGCACAGAUUUACAACUGUCUAUAUUUCCUGAUGGUAUUUUUAUCUGCUUUGCUUGCCAUAUUUCAUACGAUUCCAGAGCUGCGAUCAGGUGAUCGAGACUUCAACACAGAUCUGAAUAGAACGGAGAUAUAUGCUCUUUUGCGCAUCAAUACAAACAACCGAAAGGAGGUAGAUAUGGGUACCAAGGAAUUUCCAUUAUGGAUGAUAAUUUUGGAUUUGCUACUGGCAGGGUUUUUCUCCGUUGAAUUAUUUGUACGUAUAAUGAUUUGUCCAAACAAAAAAGAAUUCUUUAGAGAUUGGUUGAAUAUAAUGGAUGUGAUUCUAUUUGUAGCUAUUUGUAUACGUUUUACAAUCGAACAAAAUCCAGAGUGGUUUUUAUUAUCGUAUGACAUCGUCAUACUAUAUGGAGUUACAUACAGCGUGACAGUCUUUCGUCUCUUCCGAUUUUUUCGAUUAGCAAGACAAUUUAGUGGUCUUUACGUUCUGUUGUUAGCUUUAAGGUCGAGUUGGAAAGAAUUUAUUCUUCUUUUCUGUACCGUUUUAUUAUUUGCUCUUUUAUUUGCCAGUUGUAUAUUCUAUGCAGAAUAUAGAGAACCAACAACUUUUCCUCACAUGCUUAGUGGUCUGUGGUGGGCCAUUAUCACCUUGACAACUGUUGGUUACGGGGAUCACGUGCCAAAGUCAGCUGGAGGUCAACUCAUUGGAUCCAUGUGCGCAACUUGUGGAAUUAUUGUUCUCGCAAUGCCGGUUGCCAUGAUUGUGGCUAAUUUCAACGACUAUUACCAAAAGAACAAAGAUCGUGAAAAAUUUAAGGAGCUGUACGAUUUUGAACAAAAACGAAAACUUGUAACGCUGGAUAUGUAGUAAAGCUCCAAAAUGUACAUGUUUUAUCAAUGUAGAUCAAAAGUGGAUUUUAACUUUAGAUUCUAAAAUGCCUCAAUGAUAAGUAAUUGGAUUCAUAUUUUAUUAGGCAUACACGAUUUUUGUAUGUUAUCUGAUUUAGACAAAUUGCCAGGCAAACAAUGGCAUUGAUGGGCAUUACUCAUAAUUUUAGUGAUGAAAGGGGUUGAUUUUGACAUGAGACUUUGAUAUAAGUGUAGUGGUUGAUUGAUUACUGGAUGGUACCGACCGUGCAAGGGCUAUACCAAGUCAAGGUCGUUGAAAACUUUCAUCGUCGUACUGGAUGGGUAGCUGUUUUUAAAAAUGUUAAAAAAAAUUAGAACUUCCCUUUUUCUGAAUUUGAAUUGGAGUUCAGUGGUUCUUUUUGUACCAAUUAGUCGUAUUUAAUACACCAUGUACAAUGUACACUUAGUCUAAGAUCUUGAUUUAAUACGGUCCUAUUACUAACAAAAAAAUAAAAAUAAAACGGAAUAAGGAGAAAUGCAAUUAGAUAAACUAGUAGGGAAAUAAAGGGUUUAUUUUAACCUAUAAUCAUGGUUUACUUUUUAAAUUGUUACUUGGACGGAGAGCUGUCUCAUUGGCACUCACACCACAUCUUCCUAUAUCUAUUUAUGUAUUAAUGGUAAUUCCACAAUUCGAUUAAAACACAAUACCCUUACUAAAAAAACAAAAGGGUUCAUUUUUUUUGUUUCUUUAUAGUGAUUUCCACGAUUAAAUGGAAUGUUUAAGCAAAUGGGAAUUUUUCAAAUACUUGAAAACUUGAAAACACUUAAAAACACUCUCAUACAAAAUUACACCCAUUUUUUUACGAGAUUAAGAAUUCUUUUAUGAAUAUAAAUUGUUUGAAAGAUCACCGCUUAUGAUUAAUGAUGUGCUAAAUAUUACAUUUUUUGUUUGAAUCUUUAAUAUGUUGAAACGAAGUUACAAUAUAUCAGAUGCAAAUGGUGUGUCGAGUAGUUUUUGAGUAUAUUAACCUAAUAUAUACAGUGCUUUAUUAUCAUAACUUCCAAUAUCAUUACAUUCAUUUGACAUUUAUAUGUAUCUAAUUAUCAAUAUUU